This is a messenger RNA of Paramisgurnus dabryanus, 2846 nucleotides long. RefSeq lists its product as uncharacterized. Gene Ontology annotation, molecular function: protein binding. Gene Ontology annotation, cellular component: SCF ubiquitin ligase complex. Gene Ontology annotation, biological process: SCF-dependent proteasomal ubiquitin-dependent protein catabolic process; protein polyubiquitination. Lineage: Eukaryota; Metazoa; Chordata; Actinopteri; Cypriniformes; Cobitidae. The record is from RefSeq and is a predicted model, not a curated record.
CCUGAAUCAGUCUUGAACAACUUGAACUAUGUUGGAACCUAUGGUUGGAACUAGUAGGAGAACAUAAAAAAACCGUUCUCGGAUCAGUCAUAAACACGCCAGGAUAUGGCACGCACAUUGAUGAUGUCACUCGCCGAGAACUACAACAGAAGGAUCCACAGCACCGCUUAGCAGCUUAGUAACCAUCAAAGUGCAGACUAAAUUUACAGUCAUUGAAACGCUGUUUUUAUACGAAGGGCUCAAAUUGUAAUGCAAGUUUAUGCUAAGUCAUUAAGUUGAUCAAGGAAGAUAUCUUACCGUUAAACGUGUCAGACCGCGGUGACGCUAACGACGCGUAACUAGCUAACCAUAAAACUUACAUUUAGCUUGUUUUUUAUAUAAGUUAUAUAAUCACGCGCUGUGUUAUCUGACAUCAGGACUCCAAGACAACGACGUGCUCUUUUGUCUUUAUGUUUAAUAACAACUUGACAUCUCAGGAAUCUGCUAUGUUAAAGGUGCAGUCAAACAUCUCUCAGUGAGAGAUGGCGACAAAAUGAUGAUCCUACAAACGAUUUAACCAAUAAGCAUUGACAAACAUGCCUCAAAGGAAGAGAGCCCUUGUUCCUAUUAGCACAAGGAGAAGGGUUAAAUCUGAUGAAGAUUAUUUCCCUUUCAAUUUACUGCCAUUUGAAUGUCAACUCCAUGUGCUCUCAUUCCUCAGUGAGGUGGACAAGUGCAACUCCGCACUCGUGUGCGUAAGCUGGAGUCGCCUAGUGCGCUCUGGGAAGCUCUGGAGAGUCGCUGACUAUUCCCGCCGUGGCGUAUUUCACCUUGGCCAGGAGGGCCUGCUUGUUUCCAACAGAGAGUUUGAGCGUUGGAAAGCUUGGGUUCACCAUUACACCCACCAUCUUAUAUCUCGUGGUGCUAGCUUGCUCACUCUUAAGGCCAGUUUCGAUCUAGGGGAUGAGUGCAAUAAGUGGGGAGAACUUCUUUCGCAUCUUCUGGAGAACGUCCAUUGCCGAGAUCUCAGUCAUUUGGACUUAAACUGGACGUUCACUCUGCUGGAACCUCUUGACCUUCGUAGCCACACCGGUUCAAGCUCUCAUCAAGACAACAUUACCAAAAAGGACCAAGUCAAUAACUUUCAGAUUCUUCUCGCCAGACUUGUGCACAGCUGCCCCAGGAUGACCAAAAUGCGUCUGCACUUUGACUGGUCUGAAACAUCAGUGGCAUUGAUUACUCAAUUUCAACACCUCCGUAUCUUAGAACUUAAGUACUUUUGGGUAUUUAAAGGGGUCAGUCCAAGCACUUUACAGACUUUAGCUAAAUCACUGCCCAACCUGAAGUCACUUACACUCCAUGUUCUCGUCCCACUGCGGAAUUUAGGCAUCUCGUACACCCUUGAAUCCUUGUCUCUUGAGUUCCUGGAUGUGUCACCCAGUCGUGGUUUGGUUUUCUCCUGCCUCAACCUCCCAGCACUCCGAGAGCUGCGCGCCAAAAAGAUUGUCAGAGGCAUAACUCUGGACCGGCGAACUCGACUCCAGAUACAGAGCAGGUGGCCUUGCCUGUAUCAGGUCUUACGUGAAGGGACACCCAAAUUGCAGGCCCUUAACAACGAACGACUCCUUCCAAAUUGGAAAGAGCAAAGUUACAGAGAGUUGACCUCCAUCCUCCAGCAAUCUUGCUACUGCCUUCAGCAUUUAGACAGUUGGCUUUGGUGAAGUCAAGCCUUAAAACAAUCAUAGAGUCAAAGAGACACAGCUGCAUCCUGGUAGUGCACUUAAAAAUGUUAUCAUCAUGAUCAUCUUCUGCACUUAAAAUACUAUGCCAGCAGCACAUCAGUAGUUGGAAUAAAUUAAAAUAUGUGUUCUUUUAAUUUACCAUAAAACAGGUCAAAGUAAAACAAUGCUUAUAUUAUGGUUUGUGUAGUGCUGUGAUGGUUUAACUGAAGGAAAGGUCCAAGCAUAAGGCAUUAUAGUGAUGUGUACAUUUUUGAGAAGCUUAUAUGAAUUCAGCAGAUUGUGCUUAAAGAAGCUCAGCUAUGGGCAGGAUGAAGCCGAUUGCAGCAAAUAUGUGUGGAUUGUGACAAGAACUCUUUUUAAAAAAACAUUUCAGUUUUGUAUUUCAGUAAUAAGGAGGAGUUAUUUGUGUUUAUCACUGAACUAGAUUUUAUCUCAGUACUUAGUAUUAUUCAGCACUCUGACCAAUGAUACAAAACAUUCCUUAUAAUACGAUGCAAUUUUUUUGUUUGUUUGUUUUGUUGGAAUUUCAGUGGAAGGAUUUUGCUUUUUAAUAACCCCUUGAUCGGGUAUUUUAAGGAUAUUCACAUGACUGAAAAUAUGUAUGGAGUACUCCUGUAUUAUAUGUUUGAGGGUAUUACACUGUGUUUAGGCCCGCCCAUCUAAAGAAGUGUAGUGCAAGGACACCUUGUAACUAUAUCAAUUGUAAGGUUGAGUUAUUCUUUACGUUAGCUGACCAAUGAAUACGCCUACAUUGACUGCGAUAUAAUGUGCAACACCUGUGCUAAACAUUUAUAUAAUAUUAACCUAUACCUCAAACACAGAGUGCCUUUAAUAAGUCUGCGGCCUACAUGAAUUUGAUUUUAUGAAUUGAAAGCAUUGUCUGAACCCUCAAAAAUAGUCAUAUGAUUCAUUUCAGGGGGAUCUGCAAGUUGUGUUUCUUAUUAACAAUGUUACCUGAUGAAGGAAAUGCAUGAUUUGUGUGCAGUACCUCAUGCUUGUCCACAGGAGGUCACAAUAUGCUUUUCUAUUUAACUUUCUUGUCAUCCCUAAAAACUUGCUCUUUUUAGAAGUGGUGCAGUGAAUGAAAUUUUGUGUGCUUACUGGAAUUGGAUCUGCUAGAAUAAA